This is a messenger RNA of Stomoxys calcitrans (stable fly), 3086 nucleotides long. RefSeq names its product cytoplasmic dynein 1 light intermediate chain 2 (gene Dlic). Lineage: Eukaryota; Metazoa; Arthropoda; Insecta; Diptera; Muscidae. The record is from RefSeq and is a predicted model, not a curated record. The transcript is spliced from 7 exons. Gene Ontology annotation, cellular component: cytoplasmic dynein complex; centrosome. Gene Ontology annotation, biological process: microtubule cytoskeleton organization; microtubule-based movement. The coding region runs from base 743 to 2221 and encodes 492 amino acids. Gene Ontology annotation, molecular function: dynein heavy chain binding.
AGUCAUAUUUAUUUUCGUUUCUUUUCCACUUUCCUUUGCGCAGUACAAAAUUUAGCAUCUCUGUUUAGCCCAGCAGCACAAACGAACAUACGAAAGAAGAACGUAAUUUUUUCUCAUUGAUGGUGUUGUGCGAAAUCUAAUUAAAUCCUAAUUAAUUGUUACAUUUUGGAUAAACAGCAAUCACUUUAAGCAUUCUAGCAAAUUCCCCUUGUAUUAACACUAUUUGAAACGGAAAAUAUAUUGGGGAAAAUCGAAACGAAAGUCAUCAUUGUGAAUUUUAACAGUUCAAAAAAGGCAACCAAACCACACAAAAGAAAGAAAAAAAGAAAAGAAAACGAAAACUCCCAAUUGGACUUGAAAAUAGAAAGAGGGGCAGCUAAAAGCGGUAACACUCAUAAAAGCCAGUAAAAACCACCAUUGAGUGAUUGAACGUAGCGGCUAAAAAUAUUCUUUUGCCCCAUCAUCAGCAAAACAAAAAAAUACGCAACCUAAAAAUUCGGAUUAAAUAAACAAAAAAGUGGUCCAAAAGUUUUUGAAUAAGUUGGAAGCAAGACUAACAGCAAAAGAGAGCGUGAAACGUUAAACAAACAUUUAAAUUUUUCCAUUUACAAACCAAAUUAUUAUUAUUUGUAAUCGUAAACCGGAAGAAUCGAGCUGCCAAGGCCAGAAGAGUCUGUUUGGGUGUUGACUAUAUAGAUCCACCAUUUAUCCAUCCAUCAUCGUCUUCGGUUAGCUGUGGAAGAUGGCGUUGGAUAUGGGUAUACAAGUGAAUGGCAGCAAUGCUGCUCUGACAUCAUCCUUUACUUCAAAGAAAAAGGAUGCUGCUGCAAAUGCUGACAAAGAAAACCUAUGGUCUUCUAUUUUAAGCGAAGUUCAGAAACAAGGCAGCACAAAACUUCCCUCAAAUAAAUCGGUAUUAGUAUUGGGUGAUAAUGCCACUGGCAAAACGACAUUGGUGGCCAAACUGCAGGGAGUGGAGAAUCCCAAAAAGGGUUCUGGUUUGGAAUAUGCCUACAUUGAUGUUAAAGAUGAAUACAGAGAUGAUAUGACCCGUUUAAGUGUUUGGGUCUUAGAUGGUGAUCCAGGUCAUAAAAAUCUCUUACAUUUUGCACUAAAUGAAACAAACUAUGCACACACAUUGGUCAUAUUAACAGUAUCUAUGACGCAGCCAUGGUAUUGGCUGGAACAACUUAAUCAUUGGAUUAAGGUGUUAUCCGAUCACAUUGAGACAUUAAAAUUAGAACCUGGAGAAAAAGAAGAAGCCCGCCAACGUUUAGUAACCUCAUGGCAAAGUUAUUGUGAAGUUGGUGAUGAUUUAGACCCAGGUUCACCUGUUAAACGCACGAUGAGAAAUAAUUCAGUGGACGACGACGAUUUGUUGCCGCUUACCGAUGGAGCACUUCUAACAAAUCUGGGUUUAGACAUUGUCGUGGUAGUUACCAAGACGGACUACAUGACCACACUGGAAAAAGAAUACGACUAUCGAGAUGAGCACUUUGACUUUGUACAGCAGUGGAUAAGGCGUUUUUGUUUGCAACACGGCACCUCUCUCUUCUAUACAAGUGUCAAAGAAGACAAAAACUGUGAUCUCCUUUAUAAAUAUUUAACACAUCGAAUCUAUGGUCUACCAUUCCGUACACCUGCCCUAGUCGUUGAAAAAGAUGCAGUUCUAAUUCCUGCCGGUUGGGAUAGCUUAAAGAAAAUAAGUAUUUUAUAUGAGAAUAUGCAUUCUUGUAAAGCUGAAGACUAUUACACAGAUAUUAUUACGGCGCCACCUUCCAGAAAAGCUGUUUCAAAUCGUGAAAUUGAAGUUCAAACGGAAGAUGAACAAACAUUUUUGGCGCGACAGCAGGAAAUCAUAAAACAAGGCGGACAAGUACGUAGUGAAUCGCCUUUACGCUCACAGGCCAGCAAAGCUAUGCCCCGUACCCCUGGUUCAGCUGGUCAGAACUCUCCCAGUAGGAAGCCUUCUGAUGUUAAAAUGAAUCCUGCCACACCCGGUGGUGAGGGAGUCUUAGCAAAUUUCUUCAAUUCAUUGCUGCACAAAAAAUCCGGUUCGCCGGCCACACCUCCUGGAGCGAUGAGCACACCACGAACCAAUGGUUCAGAUAGCCUACUAACUCCCGACAAAAUCACAAUGCGCACAGAUGCUGCUGCGGAAUUGGAUCGUUUGGCGAGAAGUGUAAAGAAAGAUGUCGAUUUUUCACAAAGUGAAUGUUAGGAAAAACAGCAACAAAAAUUUUAAACAACAAUAGAACAACUAACACUCAAUUCAAAUUAAAACACAAAAAAAACAAAAAAGUAACGAAAAACAACCAAAAUUAGAGGCACUAACUAAAUUUUCGAGAUACUCUUAAAUUUGUUACACAAAAAAGUUAAAGAAAAGUCAACAAAAAAACAGACCCUUCCCUCAAUUUAUGAAAAAAAAAGGAAACAAAAUUAAAAAACAAAACAAAAACAGUUUUAAACCACAGAAAAGAAGAAGAAUUCAGCGUUUUAUAUAUACUACUCUACACACAAAGAAAAUAGAAACACAACAAAAAGAAGCCACAUAUUAAGAGUUAAACAAAACUAGAAAAUCCUUAAGGCCUUUCUAACAAAAAAUCCUCAUGAUCGAUUUAUAUAUAUAUAUAGAGCUAUGUAUACAUACAUCCGUACUUUAAAACAUAUACAAUACAUACCUACAUACAUACAAAUAUAAAAAAAAAAGAAAACUAAAUGAUACUUAGCAAACAAAACAAGCAACACUAGAGAAAUUUUCCCAGAACUACCAAUGACCAACCAUUUCCACAUUUCUUCCCACAGAAAAUUCUACUACUCCUAUAAGCACUCACACCUUCAAACUUCUCACGUGCGUAUAAAACUAAUAAACAUUUUAAAUUAUUAUUAUAAGCAAUGCCUGCUCUGUUGUAUCUGUUAUAUAAUUUUUUUUUUAUUUUUAAAUUUAAUUUUAUUUUUUUCUUCAGUUUUAUUUUUAUUUUUUCCUUUUUUUAUUUCUUUUGCUGUUUAUAAACUGAUUAUUAUUUGUUUUUAUAGAAUUUUUUCCUCCAUUCACUAAAAUUAUCAAGUAUCGUCCACUUAACCAC